Messenger RNA from Tigriopus californicus, 2299 nucleotides. RefSeq names its product forkhead box protein J3-like (gene fd102C). Gene Ontology annotation, molecular function: DNA-binding transcription factor activity, RNA polymerase II-specific; RNA polymerase II cis-regulatory region sequence-specific DNA binding. The transcript has a single exon. Lineage: Eukaryota; Metazoa; Arthropoda; Copepoda; Harpacticoida; Harpacticidae. Gene Ontology annotation, biological process: cell differentiation; regulation of transcription by RNA polymerase II; anatomical structure morphogenesis. The record is from RefSeq and is a predicted model, not a curated record. The coding region runs from base 343 to 1974 and encodes 543 amino acids.
CACCAGCACCAGCACCACCAUCGAGAGCUGGCGAGACCAGGAGACCAGGAGCUGUCGACAAAUAUUUUCUCAAAUGGUUGCUCUCUUGUCUUGUUUGGCAUACCGUUGCACACCAGUUUUUGGUACACUUUGGCCCCGCCACUUGGGGAUGGGGAGGCGAGAAUCGGGAAAGAGAGAGUUUUUGCCACUUCUGAUCCAAUCCACCAUCUCAGAUUGGAAACUGUCUCCAAACCAUUCACACGUCCAAUCGUUGUUCGCCUUGUCCUGAGACAAGAGGAACGAACACACCGACAACUUGAGCAUUUCCAUUCAUACUCCUCGACUGGGCUGAGUGGAUCGGCUAUGAGCACAGUUGGAACCAUUAGUGGUGGUACUACCUCAUCUUGUGUCGUGCCCACGACUCUCAGGAAGAGUCUCGAUCUUGCCAUGCCUCCAAUAGUGUCCCCACCUGUGACCUCGAAUCAGGCCCAUCUGAUUAAACCUAUGCCGCAGAGCUUUCCCAUUUCGGCCUCGCGAAAUACGUCGCCCAUUCAAACCACGUCUGCCCCAUCCGGACCCAAUCCUCAUCCUCCCACAAUGCCUGGUGGGCUAAUGAAUUUGACUAACCCUCAACCGGUGGGCAAUCCAGCUAUGGCACCUAACUUUGACCACAUUCGACUUCAGCAACUUUACACCUUGGCCUUAGCCGAUAGGAUGAGAUUCAUUCACCCGCUUUUGGGGGGAGGACCAGCGGGUGGGAACACCCCACAAUUUCCUAAUAUCCCAACGCCAGGACGAGGUUUCCCUGGACCCGCAGGUCUGCCUCCUCCGGACUUCCACCAUCCGCUCUAUCCUUAUGGUAAAUUCGAUCCAAGAUUGUUCCGACUCCCUGAAGAACCCAAACCCCAACAUUCCUACAUUGGUUUGAUCGCCAUGGCCAUCUUGAGUGUUCCCGACAAGAAGCUGGUCUUGGCAGAUAUCUACCAGUACAUCUUGGACAAUUUUAGCUAUUUUCGACAUCGGGGUCCUGGCUGGAGGAACUCCAUACGACACAACUUGUCCUUGAACGAUUGCUUCAUCAAGGCUGGUCGUGCCGCCAAUGGGAAAGGUCACUAUUGGGCGAUUCAUCCGGCUUGUGAAGACGACUUCGCCCGAGGCGAUUAUCGACGAAGAAAAGCCCAACGCAAAGUCAGACGCCACAUGGGACUAGCAGUGGAUGAGGAGGAUUCCCCUUCCCCUCCGCCCCCAUUGCACCCCAUGACAGUUUCACCUCUUCUCCCUGGAGCUUGGCCACCACUUUUUCAUCACCAUCAUCUCGCCUCGCCCACCCUUCUCUCCCAUAAUCCACAUCGGCAACCAGUCAUGCCCACCCCAAUUUGCACCGUCUCCGAGACGUUUCCCUCUAGGAAAAGGCAAUUCGAUAUGGCCUCUUUGUUGGAUCAGGGAUCUUCUCAUGGUCAUUCGGAUGAAGAUAAGCGAGACGAUGAACCGUCCCAAAAGUCUCCCUCUCCCGCCAAGUUCAAGAUCAAUCUGGGUGGAUCCAUGAUCUUCUCCCCUACGCAUUCUAAUCCCAUUUCCGAAGAGGAUCGCAAUCACGAAACGGAUGAGGAGAAGGACGUCAAGGCCGAAGAUGUGGAUGUGGUCAGUGUUGGAGCUCGAGAUGACAACGACAAAUCGGUCCAUUCAGACGAUCAAGACUCGAUCGCUGCUCCCGGGUCACCACCGAUCGUCAAAAAAGAUUUGGACGAGGAGGAGAGCCAUGUCAAGACCUCUUCCGUAUUCAAUGGUGCCUUUCGGCCAGUACCAGGGUUCCCUUGGGCCCCGAUGAUCCAUCCUCUCAACCAUCAGAAUAUGGAGAAUUCCUCGAUUAACCCACAAGAGUACUUGGCCCGUUACUAUCAGCUGAUGCAGCAAAACGCUAAUUCUGCUUUGGCUAACCAAAACUCGGAAACUGAUCCCAAGCCCAAAUCUCGGCAAACCACCCCUGUUGAUUAAAUGGGAAUAUCUAAGAACAUUUUCAUGUUUUGUCAGAAUGGUUGCUUUUAGCUCGAAAUUGUAUCCUCAGUUGUUGCACAAAGUUCGUUGUGUUAAAGGAGUUUUGCUCCACGAUGUUUUCCAACUCCAUCUCUUCAUUAAGAUUAGUGAAUUUGGAAUUUGAGAAGGAAUGGAAAACUUAAAAGGAUGCCUGAAGAGCGGAAAGAACUAAGAACAAAGAUGGACUUUAUCUCCCCAAUCAACCAUUCGAUCACAUCUGUAGCAUACAUAUCUUUUUAUUCGUCAUCAUAUGGAAAUAGUAAUAAAAAAGAUGUUUUAUUAGUCA